Molecule: messenger RNA, 1020 nt
Organism: Pistacia vera
Lineage: Eukaryota; Viridiplantae; Streptophyta; Magnoliopsida; Sapindales; Anacardiaceae
Product: probable glucan endo-1,3-beta-glucosidase BG4
Exons: 1
Coding region: 1-1020 (339 amino acids)
Biological process (GO): carbohydrate metabolic process
Cellular component (GO): plasma membrane
Molecular function (GO): hydrolase activity, hydrolyzing O-glycosyl compounds
Source: RefSeq, a predicted model, not a curated record
AUGAAGACAUAUAUUUUCCAUGCACUCAUUGUUUUGGCUAUAACACUUCUUCACCAUCAAAUUGGCGCUUCUGCACAAAACUUUGACAUAGGCCUUAACUAUGGAAUGUUAGGAGAUAAUUUACCAAAACCAACUGAAGUGGUUAAACUAUACCAAAAAUACGGCAUCGGCAAGAUGAGGAUUUUCGCCCCCGAUCCGGCAACACUCGAGGCUCUAAGAAACUCAAACAUCGAACUUUCUAUGGGGAUAGCUAAUGAACUCUUACCUACCCUUGCAGCAAGCGAGGCAAAUGCUGAGAGAUGGUAUAAUGGAUUUAUGGCUCCAUACAUCAAUGACGUUAUCUUCUCAUAUAUUACAGUCGGGAAUGAAAUCGUCCCAGGGGAAUUUGCCCAAUACAUCGUCCCUGUAAUGCGAAAUCUUCAAACCAUUCUUGAUGAAAAUAAUCUCGCCGGUAUAAGAGUGUCAACAGUGGUGGCAACCAGUGUUCUCGGAACUUCUUAUCCACCUUCUCAGGGGAAUUUCACAACUGACGCAAGAGCCACAAUGAUUGAUAUUCUGAAAUUUUUAAACGAUACGAGUUCACCUCUGUUGAUCAAUGUCUAUCCUUAUUUCGCGGUGGCGGCGGAUCCAAUAAACGUGCGCUUGGAUUAUGCACUGUUCACGGCCACGGACGUAGUUGUUCAAGAUGGAAACUUGAAUUAUAAUAACAUGUUUGAUGCGAUAGUCGAUUCAUUUUUCUGGGCGAUGGAGAAAGAGAAUUUCAGUGACGUGCAACUUGUGGUUUCCGAGAGUGGUUGGCCUUCUUACGGGAACGGGAAUCUCACGACUAAACCGUUGGCCUACACAUAUAAUUAUAAUUUUGUAAGACGUGUGCAGAAAUUUGGGACUCCAAAGCGACCGAAUGCGUACGUUGAAGGGUUUAUAUUUGCAUUGUUUCUUGAGGAUCUAAAGCCUGCUGGUGUGGAGAGAAAUUUUGGGCUUGUAGAUCCUAUUACAAUGGAGGGACUUUAUCCUCUCUAG